AUGAAGCGAGCUGGAUGUGAUUCCAUACAUGCCAAUAGUCACCUUUUAAUCUCAUCAUUACUUUAUUUAAUUAUCAUAAUUAUAUGUAUUAUACCAUGUGUAGAUUCUAAUUCUAAUCGUCAGUUAGAGACGCCCAGAUUCUUGACCAAAAAGUCUUGCCGAUUCGAAGGGGAUGGGUGUCAAUGUGUUAGUAGAGGAGAACGAGGUGAAUGCUGCUGCAGAGGCAGGGAUGUGAAGGUUCUACCAAGAAACUUAACUAGUUCAUUACGUGUUCUAGUCAUGUACAAUACAAGCUUAGAACAAAUUUCAUCCAACUUUUUUGACAAUUAUACAACGCUGGAAGAGAUAGAGAUCUUUUCUUCUCCCGAACUUCAUUAUGUCGAUGGAACAGCUUUAGAUAUACUGAGUAACUUGAAGAAAUUUUCACUUACAUGGUGCAAGAAACUUCAUGAAAUUUCUGGUACUUUGAUGGAAAAGAAUUUGAGAAUUCAGACUGUAAUUUUAAGAGAUAAUGCCUUGAAACGAAUGCCCGGCCUACGAAUGACGGAUGACCACCGUCUAGAAGUAGAAGUGGAUUUAUCCGGGAACCAAAUUCAAUACAUUGGAGAAAGGCGAGUACAUGGAGUUAGAGCAAGAAGUCUCAGGUUGAAUCACAAUAGAAUUCGGGAAAUAGCAGCAUUCGCUUUCAAAACUUGUAGCUUCGCUAAACUAUAUUUGAACAACAAUCCUGAAUUGAACGAUCUGUCUGUAGAUUCAUUCAAAGGAAUUAGCGAACUGCAUCACCUACAACUCUCCGAUACGAUUAUAUCAGAGCUACCAAAAAACGGGUUAGAAAAUUUGAAAUCUCUGACACUCACAAAUGUGCCAACUCUCAAAAGUCUUCCAUCUGUCUUGAGCUUUCCUAAGUUGAAAACAGCCCACUUCACGUACCCUCAUCAUUGUUGUUUAUUUAAGCAUGUUGACAGUGUUCUUCAAACCGAUGGAAGCAAAGUCAAAAGUAAUAAAAAUCGUCUUUGCAAAGAGCAAGAAAACAGACUGGAAAAAGUGAAGCGACGGAAGAAGCGGGAGGCUACAUCUCCACCAUUUGAAUUUGCUGAUUGGUUUCCAUAUUUCACAGAUUCAUGGCUGCCCGAAGGUGAACAGGAUGCUGAGGAAGAAUUACCUGAGUUUCCUCCAAACAUGAUUGGUGCAUUGAAAUGCCUUUCUGAAACACAAGACACAACAGCACAGAAGCUUUUCAAAAACAUAACAUGCACUCCUCAGCCAGAUGCAUUGAACCCAUGUGAGAACAUCGUCGGAUAUCCUCUCUUACGAAAAACUAUAUGGAUUGUAUGGGUGUUAGCCAUCGUUGGAAAUAUCCUAGUUUGGUUAUCACUAUCAUUGGCAUUCGAACACCGCAUGAGAAUUCAUUAUCUUUUGAUGAUUAAUCUAUCUAUUGCUGAUUUGCUUACAGGAGUGUAUUUGGGUAUACUUGCGAUACAAGAUGUCAGAACAUCCAAUGAGUACUAUCGUCAUGCAGUUGAAUGGCAAACAGGUUGGGGAUGUCGAACUGCUGGAUUUCUGGCUGUUUUUGCAUCCAAAUUAAGCAUAAUUUCCAUGUUUUUAAUAGCUUUCGAAAUAGUUUAUAAUACGAGGAUGGGAUUUUAUGGACGUCGUUUGAGUCUUAAAGUUACACUGUGUUUACUGGGAAUUGGAUGGAUAUAUUCAAUUGUAAUGGCAGCCGUUCCCUUAUUAGGAAUCUCAAGUUACAGUACUACAAGCAUAUGUUUACCACUAAAAGUUGAUAAUAUAGUUGAUAAGGUUUAUCUCAUAUCUGGUCUUUCAUUUAACCUCAUCGCUUUUAUGGCGAUGGUAGGAUGUUAUGUUGUUAUCAUCAUACUACUCAAGGAUCCUUCAACGCCGUCAAGAGAUGAGGACAAGGCUAUCAUUGCCAAAAUGGCUUUGCUCAUCUUCACCGAUCUGGUCUGUUGGUUCCCUACAAUUUUUUUCGGCAUGACGGCAGCAUUAGGAUAUCCUCUGAUUUCGAUCAGUAAUGCCAAAGUAUUCUUAGUUUUCUUCUUUCCCUUGAAUUCUUUCGCAAAUCCAUUUUUGUAUGUGUUUCUGACGGAGGUAAUUCGACGGAAAGUCAGAUCGAAAACGAUGCCUGUUUUAAAGAGAAUAACAAGUACACCGGGAAUAGCUUUGAAUACUUUAUCUAAUUUCUACAACUCACAACCACCUGGUAGACGAGACGAACCUUGCAGUCCUACACGUCUACAAGUAACUCAGAUGACAUCUCUAAAUAGUACUCCCCGCGGCUCUAAGUGUUCCACAACGAAAACAAUCGACUCUAUGGAUACGAUAGAAAUACCACCAAAACGCAAUAGUUCUUCACCGAGGGUAUCUUUCCAGGAGGACACCAUUUCUGGGCAUAGAGCCUCUUCAGAAUCAAUGAAAAGGUUCAUUGCACUACAAAAACGGGUCUCAGCUAUUCCAGAGGUGUCAGAUUUAUCUGAACAUUCAAGUGAAAGUCAUCAUGAACAUAUUCCACGGCAAGUAAAAGAAGAAUCGGAACGCCCACCCAGACCCAGUUGGCAACGUUUAUUGAGACGAAACCGUCAUGAAAGUGCAAAAAGUUCCGGUCAAGAUUCUGGAAGAGGCAGUAUCACAUCAACGGGAACUGAGCGGACCUCAUUGGCCAGUGCUAAUGCAGAUUUCGACACCGAAACGACAGUGUUCUUACCCAAGCGUUUAUCACUUGAUGCAUCGCUCCCUUCGUUUCAACUACGAAAUAUUCGAAAGCUCAGCCCAUUAUCGUCUUCAGAAAGAAAACGAAAAAGCUCAGCCGCAGAUCCUUCGUUCUUGACUAAUCCAAUGGUUGCUUCUGUGGAAGUUGUUGAAGUCCCAGAACCCAAAAAGAUAAACGUCAGUCGAUUCUUCGGCUACGGAAAGAAAAUACCUAAAGAUGUUAAAAGACAUUGUGGUAUCUGCCGUCAACACGGAAUUGUCGUAGAAACAAAAAAACAUAUGUGCCAAUUCAAGGAUUGUGACUGUGCCAAAUGUAAGCUUGUAAGAAAGCGAAGAUCAAUCAUGUCUACUCAGAUUCGUCUACGACGUGAACAAGACAAAAAGUUUCAGCGUACGACAGAUGAAUCGGAAGCUGAUAUUAUUCCUCUCAAUGGUGAGAAAAAGCCAACGAAAGAAGAAAUCAACUUAUGCUAUUUCUGCCAAAAAUGCAAAAAUCAUGGCGUACUUAUGUGGAAAAAGGAUCAUAAGAAGAACUGUAAAUUCGCUGAUUGUCGUUGUGCUCAAUGCGACUUAAUCGACACCCGCAGAGCUUUAGACAGACAUAUAAAGAAGAACAAACUAUCCUCAGCAGCAUCGGAAACGAGUUCUUCUGAAGUUUCUUCAGUAAGCUCACCCGUAAUGCCUGAGAUCAUGUUGGGUGCUUCUCCUAAUGCAAUUGUCGACCCUAAGCUCCUUCUCGCAUCUCCAGCUAUUGAGGAAGUUACAAGGUCUUAUUUAUCGCCCAACCAAGUACCAUCGCCAUCUUCAUUCAACCUUAUAGCUCUCGCACAAGAUCCUUCGGCAGAAUUUAGCUCAAACCCGAAUUAUCAUGGCUUAUGUGCAACUGGAAUCCCUUUGGUUGUUUCGCAGUUUUUCACUCAACUCUAUCCUUAUCCAAGCAAUAUAUCAACAUCUUUUCCUUUCUAUACAUCUACUCCAAUGAUAUCACAUCAACAAAACUCUCCAAUUAUACAAAGUGUACCCAUGUUUGAUAUUAAUUCAAUGCUGGCAUCUCUUGUUAACAUGAAGCAAAUCUAA
Messenger RNA from Auanema sp. JU1783, 3804 nucleotides. The record is from the annotation of a GenBank genome assembly. NCBI's taxonomy places the organism in Eukaryota, Metazoa, Nematoda, Chromadorea, Rhabditida, Rhabditidae.